Messenger RNA from Pogoniulus pusillus (Red-fronted tinkerbird), 8357 nucleotides. RefSeq names its product UDP-glucose glycoprotein glucosyltransferase 1 (gene UGGT1). The coding region runs from base 263 to 4858 and encodes 1531 amino acids. Lineage: Eukaryota; Metazoa; Chordata; Aves; Piciformes; Lybiidae. Gene Ontology annotation, molecular function: UDP-glucose:glycoprotein glucosyltransferase activity. The record is from RefSeq and is a predicted model, not a curated record. Gene Ontology annotation, cellular component: endoplasmic reticulum. The transcript is spliced from 42 exons.
GGGAGGAGGCGGGCGGCGGGGAGGCCCCAGCCGGUGAGGGGCUCAGGGAAGCUGCCGGCGAAGGCUCGGGGCUGAUGCUGUCAGAGAGGAGCGGCGCUGCGGGUCCGGCCUCUGUCCGCUUCUAAAGUUGGUGGUGCUUAGUGCAUCCAGGAAAUGCUUGUUUCUUCAUUGCCCAGAGAAGGCCACUCUACUCAGCAGAACCUAAAGGGCUGACCAGGGAACCCUGCUCCUGCCUGGCUCUUCUGACACUGGCUUCUAUAAAAUGGGAAUACUUAUUGCAGUUCUUGGAAUCUGGUUCAGCUCUUCACUUGUCAAAGGAGACUCUAAGGCUGUGACGACAUCUCUAACUACAAAGUGGUCUUCAACUCCCCUAUUACUUGAGGCAAGUGAAUUUUUAUCAGAAGAAGGUCAAGAAAAAUUCUGGAAUUUUGUUGAAGCUGCUGAAAAUAUUAAGACAUCUGAACAGAAUGGUGCUGAUUACUCUUCUUACCAUGAAAUGCUGAAAGUAGCCUGCCAGAACCUGUCACCUUUGCAGCAGAACCUGUUGAAAUUUUCCUUGUCUUUGAGAUCUUACUCUGCAACAGUUCAGGCUUUUCAGCAGAUAGCAGCAGAUGAGCCUCCUCCAAAGGGCUGUACCCUGUUUUUUGCUGUGCAUGGGCAGAAGACUUGUGAAUUUGACUCUCUUGGAAGCCUUUUACAGGAAGCUUCAGAAAGGCCAAAGCCAUUUCUGUUCAAAGGAGACCACAAGUACCCAGUGUCAAAUCCUGAAAGUCCUGUCGUCAUAUUUUACGCUGAGGUUGGCUCAGGGGAGUUCUACAGAUACCAUAAGAGGCUUGUUUCAAAAGCUGAGGCAGGAGAAAUCACUUAUGUCCUCAGGCACUAUAUUGCUAAUCCCAGUAAAGAAAAAGUCUACCUCUCUGGCUAUGGUGUUGAACUGGCUAUUAAAAGUACAGAAUACAAGGCCAAGGAUGAUACUCAGGUGAAAGGCACAGAUGUGAAUGCUACAGUAAUAGAUGAAAAUGACCCACUUGAUGAAGUGCAAGGGUUUCUGUUUGGAAAACUAAGGCAGUUGUAUCCUGACUUGACAGAAGAGCUGAAAGAGCUUAGAAAACACCUUGUGGAGAGUACCAAUGAAAUGGCACCUUUGAAAGUAUGGCAGCUGCAAGAUUUAAGUUUUCAAACUGCUGCUCGCGUUCUGACUGCUCCCCCUAUGGACGCUUUGAUGGUCAUGAAAGAUCUCAGCCAGAACUUUCCUACAAAGGCCAGAGCCAUAACAAAAACAGUUGUUUCUUCGGAACUCAGAGCAGAGAUUGAAGAAAACCAAAAGUAUUUCAAAGGUACAUUGGGACUGCAACCAGGAGAUUCUGCCUUGUUCAUCAAUGGACUACUUAUUGAUUUGGACACUCAGGAUAUAUUUAGCUUGAUCGAUGUGCUGCGCAAUGAAGCACGUGUAAUGGAAGGCCUGCACAGCCUGGGAAUUGAGGGUCUGUCCUUGCACAAUGUUCUGAAGUUGAACAUCCAGCCAUCAGAUUCAGACUAUGCUGUAGACAUCAGAAGCCCAGCUAUUUCGUGGAUCAACAACCUAGAAGUUGACAGUCGAUACAAUUCCUGGCCUUCCAGUGUGCAGGAGCUGCUGCGGCCUACAUUUCCAGGAGUCAUCAGACAAAUCAGGAAAAACUUCCAUAACUUUGUGCUGAUAGUAGAUCCUACUCAUGAGACCACAGCAGAAUUACUGAACGUGGCAGAGAUGUUCUUCAGUAACCACAUCCCACUGAGGAUAGGACUAGUCUUUGUGGUGAAUGACUCAGAUGACGUUGAUGGACUUCAAGAUGCUGGUGUUGCCCUUCUUAGGGCAUAUAAUUAUGUGGCACAAGAAAUGGACAACAAUUAUGCUUUCCAGACUGUCAUGUCUAUAUAUAACAAAGUGAAAACAGGAGAUCAGCUGAAAGUAGAGCAUGUGGUCAGUGUUCUUGAGAAACAGUAUCCUUACGUGGAAGUCAACAGCAUCCUGGGAAUUGAUUCUGCCUAUGAUCAAAACAGAAAGGCAGCCAGAGGUUACUAUGAGCAAACAGGUGUAGGUCCUCUGCCUGUUGUGCUGUUCAAUGGAAUGCCUUUUCAAAAAGAUCAGCUGGAUCCUGAUGACCUGGAAACUGUGACAAUGCACAAAAUCCUGGAGACCACAAGCAUCUUCCAGCGAGCUGUGUACCUGGGUGAAUUAUCUAAUGACCAAGAUGUGGUUGAGUAUAUCAUGAACCAGCCUAAUGUUGUUCCAAGAAUUAACUCAAGAAUCUUGAUGUCUGACAGAGAGUAUCUGGAUCUAACAGGAAUGAAUAACUUCUACGUGGAUGACUUUGCUCGAUUUACCACACUGGAGUCCAAAGACAAGACAGCUGCUGUUGCAAACAGCAUGACCUACUUAACAAAGAAAGGAAUGUCUUCCAAGGAGAUCUAUGAUGAUUCCUUUGUUAGACCUGUUACUUUUUGGAUUGUUGGGGACUUUGGCAAACCUUCAGGGAGGCAAUUGUUGUAUGAUGCAAUUAAACACCAGAAAUCCAGCAACAAUGUUCGAAUUAGCAUGAUUAAUAAUCCUAGUGAAGAGCCAAAUAGCCAGAAUACACUUGUUGCUAAAGCCAUAUGGGCAGCCUUGCAGACACAAACAUCAAACAAUGCCAAGAACUUCAUCACCAAAAUGGCAAAAGAAGAAGUUGCCAAGGCACUGGAGGCAGGAGCUGACAUCCUAGAAUUUGCUGUUGGGGGUAUGGACGUCAAUAUUUUCAAAGAAGCCUUUGAGUCUCCUAAGGUGGAUUUCAUUCUGUCUCAUGCUAUAUAUUGCAGAGAUGUUCUAAAGCUGAAGAAGGGGCAGAGGGCUGUGAUCAGCAAUGGAAGGAUUAUUGGCCCAUUAGAGGAUGGUGAAAUGUUCAAUCAGGAUGAUUUUCAUCUCCUUGAGAAUAUUAUACUAAAGACAUCAGGACAGAAAAUCAAAUCUCAGAUUCAGCAGCUGGGAUUUGAAGAAGAUCUUGCAAGUGACUUGGUAAUGAAAGUGGAUGCUCUUCUUUCUGCUCAGCCCAAAGGAGAUGCAAGGAUAGAAUACCACUUCUUUGAAGAGCGAUACAGUGCAGUUAAACUGAGACCAAAAGAGGGGGAGACCUACUUUGAUGUUGUGGCCAUCGUUGAUCCUGUGACCAGAGAUGCCCAAAGACUUGCUCCAUUACUACUGGUUUUGAACCAAUUGAUAAAUAUGAACCUGAGAGUGUUUAUGAACUGCCAGUCCAAGCUUUCUGACAUGCCACUGAAAAGCUUUUAUCGCUACGUUUUGGAGCCGGAGAUUUCUUUCACGGCAGAUAAUCAUUUGGCUCCAGGACCAAUCGCUAAGUUUUUGGAUAUGCCUCAGUCUCCACUGUUCACUUUGAACCUGAAUACUCCUGAGAGCUGGAUGGUGGAGUCUGUCAGAACCCCAUAUGACCUUGAUAAUAUUUACUUAGAGGAGGUGGAUAACAUUGUAGCUGCAGAAUAUGAAUUGGAGUAUCUGCUUCUGGAAGGACACUGCUAUGAUAUUACUACUGGACAGCCACCUCGGGGACUCCAGUUUACACUAGGAACUUCAACCACACCUGUCAUUGUUGAUACUAUUGUUAUGGCCAACUUGGGUUACUUCCAGUUAAAAGCCAAUCCUGGUGCAUGGACUCUAAGACUGAGAAAGGGCAGAUCUGAGGAUAUCUACAGAAUCUACAGCCAUGAUGGAACAGAUUCUCCACCUGAAGCCAGUGAAGUUAUUGUUGUUCUCAACAACUUCAAGAGCAAAAUUAUCAAAGUGAAGGUUCAGAAAAAGCUAGAUAUGAUGAAUGAAGAUCUACUAAGUGAUGGCACCAAUGAGAAUGAAUCUGGAUUUUGGGAAUCUCUCAAAUGGGGAUUCACAGGAGGGCAAAAGAACGAAGAUGUGAAACAGGAUAAGGAUGAUGUAUUAAAUAUCUUCUCUGUGGCUUCAGGACACCUGUAUGAAAGAUUCCUACGCAUAAUGAUGUUGUCUGUGCUGAAACAUACUAAGACGCCUUUAAAGUUCUGGUUUCUGAAGAACUACUUAUCACCUACAUUCAAGGAGUUCAUCCCAUACAUGGCAAAGAAGUAUAACUUCCAGUAUGAGCUUGUCCAGUAUAAAUGGCCACGCUGGCUUCACCAGCAAACGGAGAAGCAACGUAUCAUCUGGGGUUACAAGAUCCUCUUCCUAGAUGUGCUCUUCCCAUUAGCUGUUGAUAAAAUCCUGUUUGUAGAUGCUGAUCAGAUCGUGCGCACGGAUCUGAAGGAGUUACGCGAUUUCAACCUAGAUGGUGCUCCUUAUGGAUAUACUCCCUUCUGCGACAGUCGAAGAGAAAUGGAUGGCUACAGGUUCUGGAAAUCAGGAUACUGGGCAAGCCAUUUAGCUGGAAGAAAAUACCACAUCAGUGCUCUGUAUGUUGUGGAUCUGAAGAAGUUCAGAAAGAUAGCAGCUGGAGAUCGACUCAGAGGACAAUAUCAGGGUCUUAGUCAGGAUCCUAACAGUCUGUCCAACCUUGAUCAGGAUUUGCCUAACAACAUGAUCCAUCAGGUGCCAAUUAAAUCACUCCCACAGGAGUGGCUGUGGUGUGAAACAUGGUGUGAUGAUUCCUCAAAGAAGAGAGCAAAAACCAUUGAUCUGUGUAAUAACCCAAUGACCAAAGAGCCCAAGUUGCAAGCAGCAAUGCGUAUAGUUCCAGAAUGGCAGGACUAUGAUCAAGAAAUCAAACUGCUCCAGAGUCAUUUCCAGAAAGAAAAACAAAUGAGAACACCAGCUAAUGUGCCAGGACAACACACACAUGAUCCAGCAGCACAUGUGGAAUUAUGAUCCAUGGAGAAAAAUUCAAGUUAAGACUGUUUCAUAGACAAUUUUUAUAUUGAAAGCUAGGUUUUUUCCCGGUAUGUCUGCAAAACUGCUGAAUAAUUGAAUGGGAUGAUGUAUGCAUUUUUAUUACUUGCCUUUGGGUUAAUUUCUGCAUAUGAAAUAGGAUCUGGAUUGCUGGAAUUAGCAUUACUGGCUUUUUUGCACCUGUGGUGGAGAUAAAAGAGCCCAUGAUGGAAGUUAGCGUUUCAGAAACAGAACUUCACUGGAAAAGCCAGAGCCUGUUCUUCAGCUGUUGCUGCCUCCACCACUGAUGAAGAUCCUGUUAGUCUCAGAUCUAACUUGAGAGCCUGGAAAUCGCAGACCUAUUGAGGCAUUGGCUAGAACCUAAGUCCUAACCUCCACUGAUGGAGCUAAUUUUUGCAGGUAUCAUUAAAAGGCUAAGAAUCACGCCUUGAAUUUGGGAGGCUGUUUUAUCUGCAGGUUUUCAAGUGGUCACAAAUGCUUCUCAGAUUUGUUCAAUAUGCCCUCGAUUUUUGUAAGAAAUCCAGCAUUACUUAGAUUUUUCUAUCUUCUGUCUUCAUUUACUGCCCAACUCUUGAAGGUUUGGCUUACUGUAAAGCUAUCACAAUCUCUUUGAAUGCCCAUCCAGAUACAGAUGCCUAAACUUACAACGGGAGCGGAACAUUGGAUCUGACAGCUCAGUUCAUCCUAGCCCAUCUGACUUCAAUCAAAGUGCCCUCCUUCCUUCCUGCUCAAAGUUCAAAAUCAGUCUGCCAAAUUGGUAGGGCCUUACUCUUGCUGUGGUUCACUGAUUCAUGAAUGUGUUUUUGUUUAUGAAAAAGCUGUAGAAACUUGGAAGUUUAUCAUCAUGUAAAUUUCAUUAACUUUAUUUUUCUUCAGAUGUUGUCACAUCAAUAAAAACUUUGGAGUUCUUAGCUCUUAAGUUUUAGAUCACACUCAGUCCUUUGAUGAUUUAUUCUGCUUGCACUCAUUGCAGUCCUAAUCUGAUGUUGGGGUGUCUGAAUAUUUUACCUGCAUUUGUUUUCAUUUUGUGCACAGGGAAGAAAACGUUUUUCCUGCAAGGCUUAAUUACCUUGGGCUUGUUUUGUCAUUGACAUUCAGGUCUUAAUUUUCAAAGAUAUGAACAGAAAAAAACACCCAACAAAAACCCCAUCCUCAAACCCUGUUUCCCUCAUUCCCUGUAGGAUUAUUGUCUGCUCCCCUAAACACUGAGAAGUUGAAUAUCUGAAAUGCAAGAAGUAGUAUUUCUAGUAGUAAAAUAUAGCUUCCUAUGCACUGUUUCUUUAAAAAGGCAAACUAGGAUCAUUUCUGCCUCCCAUGUUUUUAUAGAGGUAAACCUUAUGUGUUGUAAGAGUAUCACACUAAAAAUAAUCCUGGCUUGAAGAGAUUCUUCUAGAAUUAUUGUAUUAUACAUCCUGAAAAGGUUUUAGAGGAGUCCAAAAGACAGCAGUUGUAGUGGUUUAGCUGUUUGAUAAGGCAACUGAACAGAAAAGCAGCACUUCUCCAACCAGCUCAAGAUAUGGCCCAAACCACUGACCCAAACUCUUAAACUCACAAAAAAGAAGUAUCUGGAGUCCCUUAAAUGCACAUUACAGGCACUGUUGACAAGGUCACUACACCAAGCAAUAGCACUGCAUAAACACUUUGGGGUGUGGGGAGGGGUGUAUCGAAAGGGGGUUAGGGGUUGGUUUUUUCCUAGAAAAGCAUUGGAGAAGACAGUUUAUAAUCUCCCCCUCUCCAUCAGUGAACUAUGCAGACAUGGGAGGCUGGAUUCAAAUCCUGAACUGACAGAGCAUGAGUUCCCUGCUCAGUUAUUUUCCAUUUUGUGGGCUUUGCUAUUCAGAAAGUCUCCCUGAUGCUCUGUAAAUGACAAGUGGCUUAUGCUUCUCAUCAGAACUCUUCCAGUUAAGCUCUUCCAGACUUAACCUGGAAGGAUUUUUUUCUAGUGUAAAAGCCAAUAAUGUGCCUGCCAGCAGAUCAAUUACACACUAUGUUAAUUAGCCUAUUUUCAGCAGGCAAUACAGCAGAUGUAAGAUCACACUUCUGCAUUCACCUACAAACUACUUAUGCCUCCUUGCAGCACAGGGACUGGCACACAAUCAGGUGGGCUGCAGUGUUAGACCAGUUUCAUCCAGGGAUGGACGAGAUAGUAGAGGAGGAUCACUUAGGAUGGGUGGGGAAAGGAACCUGCCCAAGCCCUCAGAAGCAGAAAAGUGCAAGUUUUCUGCAAAACACAGCCCCUCCUAUCUAGAGAGCUCUAUUUGGCCUCCCCCACCAACUACUGCUGAAAACUGGAAGACAGAUUAUAAAGUAACCUCUUCAGUUUGGCACAGUACUUUCAAUGCCUUGUUUGGAAUUGAAUAUGGCAAAGAGAGUUUUAAAUGAAAUGUCAGUUGUGUUUUUUAACUUCUGCUCCUCCAUUCUAUGUUCAUGCAUCUCUGUUAAAUGCCUGCAGUGCAGGCUUCUCUUGGCUUGCAUUAUAAGAUCCAGCAAGCUAGGGAGAGUAUUUUUGUUCCCUCUGGUUAACAGAGACCAUGCUCUUCUGCUCAGCUCUUAUUAAAGGAAUAGAUCUAACUCACAACUGAUAGAUAAAGAAACCAGAAUCCUGGAUUGUGAGAUGAUUCUUACCUUUUGCAGUACUCUUAAGAGUGCUGUAACUGUUCUUGAGUAUAUUGUAAAACGCACAUGGUAGUAAUCAUUCUGACUGAACUACUCCAUUUCUUCCUGGGAAGCCAGUAUUUAUUUGCACACAAGAAUAACAAUCAUACAGGAGAAGAGUCACUUUGGAUCUGUGCAUAUGCCUGCUCAUGGUGCUCAACUGGGCCUUGAAUGAAAUAUCUUUUGACAGCUUCAUCUAGGAAAAAAUCUCAGAGUAAGAUGAUUACUGACACAGAGCUGCUUCUGAUUGUGCCUCUGAUAGUCUGUUCCUGUAAAGUAGUAUGACUGAGAAAGGAAACAGCAUGGGAUUAGAGGUCACACCACAAUUCUAGAUCCUUCAGACUGGAAAGGCCACUCCUGUGGCAAAGUGAUGACAAUUCCUAUCUCUGGAUGCAAACAGCUUGUGCUCCUGGUGAAAGGUUUACACUGGAAAGCACCCAGUACUUCAUUCUAAAAGAAAGAUCUCACUGCCUUAGUAGAAAAAGAAAUAGCAAAGAAUUAAGUUUUUAAGGUUUUCUCUUUCAUUAAGCUAUUUGGGGGGUGGGUUGUAAAGGAAAUGAAAGGGGUGGGACAUGUACAAAGCAGUAAAUAUCCAGGCACAACCUUAGGAACCAAAACUUUUUGAAAUAGAAACCGUUUUGCAUAUCCACAUGUCCUGUAAUCUGUUCAAGCAUAUACUGUACCCCAGUGUGGCACUGGUCCCUAGUGAUUAGUGGGAGUCCUGCUCUGCUCAAUGUUACCUGAACUGAGAUUACAGUGAGUUUCCCAAUACAGUGGCAACAAUAGGGAUUGUCUACCACAAUAAAGUCUUUUCUGUUCUUUA